AUGACUGACACAUGGUUGAAGAAUGGGCAGGACCAGCAACUCAAUAUCCCAGGGUACAGAAUUUUCAGGGUUGGACGCUGGGCAGAGUUGGGGAAAGGACCAGGUGGUUGUGACCGAGAAGCAGCGUCAGCGAAGUUCAGGAGCAAGCACCUGAAACCGGCCAAAGCAAGGGCCCGGGACAAGCGCAGGAAGAAUGGAGCUGGGGAUUUUCCAUGUGGCGGGGUCUUCACGGGGAAUUUUUGUUUCGUUCAGUUUAAAGUUAAGCUGGGGAAAGUACAAGGAUACAAGAGAAGUGGAGACGAGCUAAAACUUUUUAUAUGCGGGGAAGCAGUAGAAACCCCAAUGUUCCGCAUGGAUACCCCGAGAGGGCCACUGCCGCGGGCGGGGCCAAAGACCGCUGCCUUGCGUGACUUAGUUGCAGCAACCAGCUGUUUACAAGAGCAGUGGCCCACGUUCGAACCCUACCGUCAUCUUCUGGCCUUGGGAAGCUUUCAGACCUCUCAGAAACUGGAGAAUGAACGGGAAAACUUGGAUGGCCAGUCAGACACAGCAGCAUCCACUGCACGGAGUUUCGAUGGACAGGGAGAUGCGCUGCACAACGCACUGAAACGAAAAAAAGGCUUGCUCCAAAAACUGAGGGAACAGCACAUGCUGGAUGAGUGCUCCAGGCCCCACACAUGGGGAGGGACCAGGAGACGAUACCGUCACCUGGAACCCAUUCAGCAGGCACCACCGAUUCACGUCUACCACCAACCCCCACCAGAGCAGCCUCGGAUUAUCCAACACUCGUACCCCCAGCAUCCGCCAACAAUCAUACAACAGUUGCCGCAGCAACAGCCACUCAUCACGCAGAUCCCGCCUCCACAGACCCUGCCUCCAAUCAGGUCUGGCAGCAUCAAGGAGGAUAUGGUGGAGCUGAUGUUAAUGCAAAAUGCCCAAAUGCAUCAGAUAAUUAUGCAUAAUAUGAUGUUGAAAGCACUGCCUCCAAUGGCAUACUCCCAACCUGGAGGUUCUUCCACCAGUCCUGUGGUCUCUCAUGGACAGGAUGUUCAGUCAGCUGUGCCAUUUAUAGUGAAAGCAGAGAAGCCUCGUCCAUCUUCAGUGCACCAUCAUCAUCACUACUCUUCCCAAGGACAACCCACAGUACAUCCACCUCCUCUCCCACCAAUAGGACACCCACUGUGGGCAUCUAUGCUACAUUCCAACCCUGUGGCACAUCACAACAGCCUGCAGCCUUCAGUCCAACACCUGAUGGGUCCCACAGUGACACUCCCUGCCUUACAAACGGAAUUAGUGGAUGGGACUUCCUCCCGGAUGCCUCCUGGGUUAUAAGUACAGAAUGAUACCAACCUGAAGCUCAGGAAUGCAGUGGAUUAAUAUCACUCCAGCCAGCAACUUAAAUCUUGGAAAAUGGGUUCUGAUCAUGAUCCAACAGUUGGAGUGUGGACCAGAGCAAUUUUAAUGGAAAUUUAUGUCAGUUUUCAGUGGAUAAUAGAUGAUAUGACUGUACAAAUACAAAAUGAGAAGGCAAAUUUUUAAAUAUUUUGGUAACUCCAGAAACAUAAGUAGCCCUUAUGUAGUCCUAUUUAUUCUGCUGAAUGAACAGAAGCCCAACACAAAUACACCACAUAUGGGAGACCCCCACGUUACCGGGGGUUGCAUUCCUAGAAAAUGUUCCGUAUCGUGAUUUUCCUUAACGCAAAGCUGCGUCAUCUGCACACGUGUCAAGAAACAUGAGUAGAAAAAAAAUUGCGUAUAUAUUUAUUUACUUUCCCCCCCACACAUAAACUCUGAGAGAGCAAAUUUUAUUCCAUAUGACAAAUUUUAGGAUAGUGAAUUGUGAAUUCUGUAAGGGCGAAUUUUUUGUUUACGUGGGGGGUUGCCUGUAUUCCUAUCCUACUGUGUAACACAAUAUCUCAAACAUAACUUUUAUGUUGUGAAAUAAACCAAGCUGCACAUUUUCCAUGAAGUUUUCCAUCCAUUUGCUCACCCAUCAGUACCAACCAUUCAACCGAAACAAUGAUAAUCCAUUCAUGACUGUUUUUAUUUGGACUAGGUUGAACAAACCAAUUUUUUUUUUAAAUCAACAUUUAUUUUUAUUUUAGCUUAAAUUUGUUGAUGGCACAAGAUAUUUGCGCCUUUGUCUCCACAUCAGCUAAAAAGGCAAGUCAGCCUAAUCCCACAUCCCAGUUGCUGAUCUGUGCCCUAACAGGAUACAAAAUAUCCAAGUAAAUGGUUAAAUGCUGCUUUGGUCAUGCUUACAGACAGUGAGUGCUGGACACACAUCAACCGUAAGAGCAAAAGAAUCAACUCACCCUUUAAUAAUCUCUUUAAUAAUAAGAGAUAUCCAGGCCCCUCAUAAUCUUAUAGACUUCAGUUAAACCUUUUAGUUUCCUGUUCCAAACAGACCACAGGUUAUCCAGCCUUCUCUUGGAGCUAAAUUUCCCUUGUCGGGUAAACUUCUUUGUAUCCUCUCCAAUAUAACUGUAUCACAACUGCAUGAACAGAGUUCAGAAUUUAACAAAACAAUUUACACACCCAAGAAGUCAGUGCUGAAUACAUUAAAUGUUUAUUAACAGAUCUUUAUUUUUGUUGUAGAACUGUAUAUUUACUUUUUCAAUUCGUUAUUAUUUUAUGGCCUUUAAAAGGUGCCAAUGCUAAACAUAGAGAAUAAAAUCUCUUCAUGUUUGAAAGGUGCUUUGUAUUUUUGGAUUCAUUUUUAUAACAGCACAUCUAGGAUACUCCUGGAAAAUUAAUUGCAAUGGAAGUAGUGGCUGUUGGGGCUGGCCUACUGCAUCUAUCCCUGGACAAAUAAACCAGAAAACAAGAGUUCAAAUCCCGCUAUGGCAAUUUGAGAAUUUGAUUUCAGAUUUUAAAAUUCUAGAAAAAAACGUUGGUAUGAGAAAAAAAGACCAUGAGGCUGCUGGAUUUUUAUAAAAAAUCUUUUUUGUUUGCUAUUGUCAUAGAGGAAAAGAAACCUGCAUCAUUACUUGCUGUGGGAAUUAUGACCCCAACCUUAUGAAGUACCCCAGCCUUAUGAAGUGCCCCAGCACAUCACCCAGUUGUUUCAAAUCAUGAGAAUACAGUGGCUCAAGAGGCCCCAUGACCAGUAUAAUAGGGCAAAUGGAGACAAACAAUAAAUGUGAACUUGCCAACAACAUCUACAUUCCAGAAAUCAUUAAUAAAAUAUAACUGCACUUGUUUGAGGUACAGGUUAGUUUGUAGAGGUAGUAUGACCACAGCCUCAGUCAUCUUAAAAUAGAUGGCUCAAUUUGAAAUUACAUACGUUUUAAGUUCAGAUAUGGCUUGUCUGGAAUCUCCCGAACAACCUAUUUGUUGAAAGUAGGAUCUAACUAAAGAAAAACAAUUAGGGAAGCACUAAUGGAAGCAGGCACUAAAUGGACAAUGUUAUUUACUAAGGAAAGGAUGGUUGGUGAGGGGAAUAAAAAAAGAACAAAAUUAUGAGCAUAAU
Messenger RNA from Pristis pectinata (smalltooth sawfish), 3472 nucleotides. RefSeq lists its product as uncharacterized. The transcript has 12 exons. The record is from RefSeq and is a predicted model, not a curated record. NCBI's taxonomy places the organism in Eukaryota, Metazoa, Chordata, Chondrichthyes, Rhinopristiformes, Pristidae. Bases 1 to 1332 code for a protein of 443 amino acids.